Molecule: messenger RNA, 255 nt
Organism: Acanthocheilonema viteae
Lineage: Eukaryota; Metazoa; Nematoda; Chromadorea; Rhabditida; Onchocercidae
Source: the annotation of a GenBank genome assembly
AUGCAUCAGUUAUCGGCUAUUGAAUUGAAGAAGUUGAACAAAGCGGAACGACGAAAACGACGUCGAGCUACACCGAAAUACCGCAAUCUUCAUGCUAGUCGAGAACGUAUUCGGGUCGAAUCGUUUAAUAGUGCAUUUGCAAAACUACGAGCGCUGCUACCUACAUUACCGCUCAAUAAGAAACUAUCGAAAAUCGAGAUAUUACGCCUCUCCAUCUCAUAUAUUUCAUAUUUGGAUAAUCUGUUACAUUUUUGA